AUGUGCAACUGCGUCGCCGGGACGCAUAAAAUCGAUUUUGCGAAGCAACUUCGGACUAUGUCAAAAGGAAAGAGCGACUAUUUCAUGAUCUCUAUACUGAGCCAGAUUAUUCAUGUUCGUGGGUUAAUCACAGCACAAAUCUUGUUUCGCCUGACGCAACGAUUCGCACGCAAACAAUUGAACGGUCGCCGCAUCCUCGGAGGUGUUUUUGGAGACGAGAGUGACUUUGUUGAAUCAGCAGUGCACCCGAAGAUCUCAGUGAUGACGACAAUUGAAUCGUGUACGACAAAUCGAAAUACCACAAACAACUCGCCACAUCCUUGGAGGUGUUUUUGGAGACGAGAG
Mesorhabditis belari is the source of this 345-nucleotide messenger RNA. Lineage: Eukaryota; Metazoa; Nematoda; Chromadorea; Rhabditida; Rhabditidae. The record is from the annotation of a GenBank genome assembly.